Molecule: messenger RNA, 393 nt
Organism: Necator americanus (New World hookworm)
Lineage: Eukaryota; Metazoa; Nematoda; Chromadorea; Rhabditida; Ancylostomatidae
Exons: 1
Coding region: 1-393 (130 amino acids)
Source: RefSeq, a predicted model, not a curated record
AUGGAGAGGGUGCCACGGGUCCACCGGCGUCGAGGUGGUGCGCCGGACAGCUAUAUUAUGGAGUGCGACGGGACCACCGGCGUCGAGGUGGUGGGCCGACGCCAGAUCGCUAUGGAGAAGGUGCGACGGGUCCACCGGCGUCGAGGUGGUGGGCCGACGCCAGAUCGCUAUGGAGAGGGUGCGACGGGUCCACCGGCGUCGGAGUGGUGCGCCGGACAGCUAUAUUAUGGAGUGCGACGGGCCACCGGCGUCGAGGUGGUGGGCCGACGCCAGAUCGCUAUGGAGAAGGUGCGACGGGUCCACCGGCGUCGAGGUGGUGCGCCGGCGCUAGAUCGUUAUGGAGAGGGUGCGACGGGUCCACCGGCGUCGAAGUGGUGCGCCGGCGCCAGAUAA